Molecule: messenger RNA, 3612 nt
Organism: Ornithodoros turicata
Lineage: Eukaryota; Metazoa; Arthropoda; Arachnida; Ixodida; Argasidae
Product: transcription factor kayak-like
Exons: 4
Coding region: 195-1274 (359 amino acids)
Biological process (GO): regulation of transcription by RNA polymerase II
Cellular component (GO): nucleus
Molecular function (GO): RNA polymerase II cis-regulatory region sequence-specific DNA binding; DNA-binding transcription factor activity, RNA polymerase II-specific
Source: RefSeq, a predicted model, not a curated record
CUAUUUUUAGCGGAAAGGAUGAUGUCACCAUUUGUAUAGAAUUUUGGUAGGGCUUCCCUCAACCUUCAUCCAUCGUUGAUGAUUCAUCCGUUGGUUUGGUGCGGUGAACACCAUUAGUACUGUCCCAGCACUGGCUCCGUCCGAAGUGAUAAAAGCAGGACUUGGUCAUCGCGGACCUCGCAACGAUCUUCAACAUGUACUCCACAACAACGACAAACAGUGAAUCGUCGGACUUGCGUAUGUCCGUCGCCGAUAUUUUAUCAUCGAUGGCGAACGGAUUACCAGACACGACAGUUACGACAACGUAUUCAACAUUCAGCAACGGCCUGACAUCGGGCAUUCCGACACGUACCACAGCUACGCUGACUCCAACGACUCUAAAGAACAUCGAAGAAUCUUUCCUCGAGCUCCAGUCCAUUCCUCCAGCUCCGAUGGAACACCAACACCAAGCAGGCUUUGUGCCGCCAGUAGUCAACAUUGCUCAGUACCAACAGCAGCAGCAGCAACAACAACACGUAGCCGUGAAGCAAGAGAUGGAUGACGAGUGGAUGCCAGCGUGUGCUCAGCACCUCAACAAUGGAAGUGGAAUCUCUCUUCCGACGACGACAGCAUCUUCCACGGCCACACCAGUUACAAAAUCUGGCAGGAACGGAGGGCGCAGGCCUAACAGAAACGAAAAGCUGAGCCCGGAAGAAGAAGAACGUAGACGUGUGAGGCGAGAACGAAACAAACUGGCAGCUGCACGGUGUCGAAAGCGCCGCCUCGACCACACCAACCUUCUUAUCAAGGAAACUGAAGGACUGGAAGAGAAACGCAGCUCCCUCCAAUCUGAAAUCCAGCAACUCCGCAACCAGAAAGAGGACCUGGAGUUCAUCCUGGAAGCCCACAAAGCCACCUGUAAGGCUUUCCAGUCCAAGGGCCAACUACAGACCUCCGACAGCAGCAAAGCCCGCAUGAAGUUCUCUCGACCCAACUCCCUCCCCGUGUCUUCGGCUUUUACGAACUUUGACGGCAGCAGCGCCCUCAGCAUAGCGCCCACCACAACAUCCGUGACGUCGAUCGCCAGCGAGGUAGCGGGCGUCCCGAUACAGACGCCUUCCGCCGGAAUGUUCAGCUUUGAGUCCCUCGUCGAAGGCACGGGGCUGACGCCGUCGGGGACGACGCCCGUGGCGGGUUUUUCGCCGAUGAUCUCGUGCGGAGGACAGCAGCGGAGUUCCAGCAGUGACCUGUCGAGCCCGGACACAAUCAACCCACCAAAACUAGUCUCGCUCUGACGUCCGGAACGUUGGUUGGCGUAGUUUCUGUUGUGUGUGUCUGGUUGAGUUCAUCUCUGCUUGGUUAAUAACUUGAUGGAAUCUGAUCUAAGGUACUGGCGGCGGCUGCUGUCUUCUCGGGCUUGGUUGUGAUAGUUUUGGCCCUCGAGUAUAAAAAUUGUCUAGGUAAAAGAAUCUUGACUUCCGUGAUGAAUGUCGUCGUAGGCGAAAUGCAGUCCGUCAUUUCCCUUUUGCGCUGAUUUAUUUUUUUUUUUUUAUUUGUCUCUCGUAAAAUGUGUAACAUUCUUUUAAUAAUAUGGAUUUGGAAUGUUGCUGUAACAUUUUUAGUGUUGUAGAAGGAAAAUUUGGACAAAGGAGACUCGUGGUUCAUUCCGCAUGAAAUUUCGCGUUCAAUCGUAUUAUGGGCAUUUUUGUGUAGGCUGUCCUGCUUGGAGGAGAUAAAUUACCAGACAGAUUCCUACUGGACUUAAUUGCACUUUGGAUUUUGUGCAGAUUAAGUAAGAACUGUGGAGCCCCUGGCUUGCGAUCAUAAAUCGUAGACACUAGCCCGUUGCUCUGGAAAGACAGCUGCCGCCCAGGCCUCCAGCUGCGAUACUUUUUAUUAAGACUUCCCCCGUCCCCUUAGCAUUCGUGAGUGAUUGUAUACUGCUAUCACCAUCAUCAUCAACUCCCACAAUCAUGUUCUCACAAAUGACUAUCAUAGGCAAAGGAAGUGAUAUCAUCGUUGGCAGCCGUUCUAGACAGUGAAGCACUUUUUUUUUUUCUUUUACUCUACGUGCCUUGGAGAAGUAUUGUCGGCAGGCCCCAGCGAGGCCCACCAUUCCGAGGCUGGCAUUCUGAAAGAGUACCGUAUUUGACACAGCCUUCGAUAUUGGAGAGCAUUUUGACGAAACCUCCCAGUGAGACUGAUAUCAUCAUGUGUGUAACACUAGUCGACGAUGCAGCAAUACAGGCGCUAGUUGAUGACUGUAGCUAUUGGGGAAAAUUAGCGAUAUUUGUGAGCAUAUAUAAGCUUUUUGAUUCUUAUAUACUAUAGGAGCAGGGGUGUAACAAGUUGGGGUGGGGGGGGGGCUUGUAUGUAUGGAGCCAUUUCUUCACAAUGGCUCAGGUUGAUUCGCUGAAGCGCUGAAGAAAUGUGAUCACCAUUUUGCCUCGUUAAUGUCGGAGCAAAGAUAGUUUCUUUUUUUUUUUUUUUUUUGUGCCACCCCUGUCACCCCCUGAAAAAGCGCUCUAGCCAUGCCCCUCAAUAGGAGCAACGUAUUUAUUUCUAUUGCAUCAAAUCUCUGAACCCAGCAUUGCUUUAUCUUUCCAGUACGAACAAUGGCGCUAAAUUCAUCAUCCGUAAAUAAAAUUACGUUGCAUAUUAUGGCCGGUAGAGCCAAGCUCAAGUAUUUCUUUUAGUAACUUCUUUAUAUAUUCCUUAUAACUUCCAUAAACCCGAUAAUAAAUUGGGAGUGCACUGUCUCCAGUACACUUGGUACUUACAUGUGUCUCCGACUAAAACAGUGUCUUGAAUAUUUCCCACGUCUGGGUGCUGCGUAAGCCAAACUUGCAUCCCCAUACCAGCAAGAUGCGAGAUUCUGUACCUUUACCAGUACAAUUCCCCAAUAGCUACCAAGUCAAUAUUGAGAAACUGCUUAUGCUCUGAUUGUGUUUUUGAAGAACACUGCGCAAAUGCUUUGCUGUGUUCAGCAACAUAUAUUAUUGUCUACAUAAAUAUACAUGCUAUAAUAAGAUGCUCUAUCCAAAUGUGUACUAUGCAAGUACUAAUGGAACUGUUGUGCCAUUGUCAAACAUCUAUGACAAAGCUACUUUAUUGUACUAUAUUGCAAAUGAACGUAGGAUAAUAUAUUGCACGUUUUUUAUAAUAGAUCUUGAGCAAUAAUGCAGCAAAGGGUGUAAGUUUGAUCAUGGUUGUGCAUCUACUUCGGAAAUGAGUGUCACAAUGCUCAGGUGUGUAUGCGUUGAAAGGUGAUUUUGAUUGAUUAGUUCCGAUUAAUCAUGAAAGACAGAGGCACUGUUUUCUUUUCUUUUUUUUUUUUCCUAUCUUGCCAAAGAUGAUGUUUUGUGCUAGGUUUUGAGAAGUGAAGUCACUGUCAUACUAGGCAUGUGGUGCCCUUAACUUAUUUGUGGGUAAUUUUUACGAGGCUUGUAUGUCAUUGGCCAGUUCAGCGUCAUUUGGACAAAAGGAGUCUGUCCAAGCUUUCACAUUGCAUUUAGACAUCAAUUUCAUCUUGUGCUUGAUUGCUACAAAGAAGUCAUAUUUUUAUACAUGCACACGUGUGUAUGCAACUUGAAAUUCAUGUUCAGAAUAAAGCUGAUGAUAGUGUGCAUUACA